Molecule: messenger RNA, 11020 nt
Organism: Stegodyphus dumicola
Lineage: Eukaryota; Metazoa; Arthropoda; Arachnida; Araneae; Eresidae
Gene: Syn1
Product: Syntrophin-like 1
Cellular component (GO): dystrophin-associated glycoprotein complex; intracellular anatomical structure
Molecular function (GO): protein binding; structural molecule activity
Source: RefSeq, a predicted model, not a curated record
AUGUCCGCCCCGAACUUUCAUUCCGGUUUCCGAACUGGAAUGUUAGAGGUGUACACACGUCAACAGUGGCAAAAAGUUUUAGUAACCCUAGAAGAAGACUAUUUAAGUAUUAGUUUAGAUGAAAGUUAUGAAGUUAGUAAUGGUCCCUCGAAUGGACUAUCAGAUACAGAGCCACCGGAUAUUCCGGAAAGCAUAGCUAAUCAAAAACGAGUUGUUCGUGUUGUAAAACAGGAUAAUAAUGGUUUAGGAAUUAGUAUCAAAGGUGGAAAAGAGAACAAAAUGCCAAUUCUAAUUAGUAAAAUAUUCAAAGGUAUGGCCGCAGAUCAAACUGAACAGUUGUAUGUGGGUGAUGCUAUUUUAUCAGUGAACGGAGAGGAUCUACGUGAAGCUACUCACGAUGAAGCAGUUCGAGCUUUAAAACGUGCAGGGAAGGUUGUUGAUUUAGAAGUAAAAUAUUUGAGAGAAGUGACUCCUUAUUUUCGUAAAGGGGCUAUACUGGCCGAAGUGGGAUGGGAAUUUCAACAAGGGGGAUUUCUGCCAUCAUCUCAAGUGCAUCGAAAGAGUGGCCGUGCUGAUGUGAGACAGGUACCACUGCUUUUGUGCCACCUGUGUCGUAAUCUUACAAUGCCGGAUGCUGAUAAUCGAACAUUGGAAAUUCAUUCUCCUGAUAGACGCCACUCAUGUGUCUUGAGAUGUCCAGAUGCUGCUCAGUGUUCUGCAUGGUUUAAUGCAGUACAUACUGCUGUAGAUACCUUGAUGUCAAAAGCAGUUGUAGAAGCUGGGCAUCUGUUAAAAGAUGUUCUUGAAAGAGCUGAACUAAAACAUAUGGGCUGGCUGUCUGAAAAAAUUAAUGAUGAUGCUGGCGUUGUACAGUGGAGACCAGUAUUCUUAGCAAUCACAGAUCGUGAUCUCCUCUUGUAUGAUCUUGUGCCUUGGACUAAAGAAGCAUGGGUUGUUCCUGUAAACAGUAUACCUCUUAUUCAUACUAGACUGGUUCAUUCAAGUACACCAAGACGGUCAAGUGGUGUCAGUGUGCCUGGCAUUACAGAUGUAACAACAUUUACUCUUCGACUGGGAACUAGACAAGGUGUAGAAUCACGUGUAAUGAGAGUUGAAACACAUCGAGAUUUAGCAUUUUGGGCACGACACUUAGUUCAAGGUGCUCAUAAUGCUGCAGUUGCUAUGAAAGAGGCACAUUUUUCUUGCCUUUAUCAGGGCCAAGAAUGUGUGAUCACUAUACAUUUUGAAAAUGGUUUUAUUUUACAAGACUCAAGGCAUCAUAAUAUCUUGUGGCAGUAUCCUUUCGAAAAGCUUCGCAUGUCAGCUGAUGAUGGCAUGAGAUUAGUGUGGUUGGAUUUUGGUGGAGAAGAUGGAGAAAAGGAAUUAGAUUUGUUACAGUCGCCAAAGCCUUUUAUAUUCACUUUGCAUACUUUCCUUUCUGCUAAGGUGAUAAGACUUGGACUUGUUGCAUGACAAUUACAGCAGUGGGAAGACGCAGAUGAACAGUUUGAUGACAUCUUCGGUCCCUGAAACGAAGCUGGAUGUUAAACUUGCUUCCUAAAAUGGCUUCCCAUCAUUUGUUGUCCAAAACUAUGUUUUGCUGUUAAAAAGCAAGAAACAUGCAUUGCACAAUUUGUUCUUAGCUCGCAAGCUCUUCAAACAAGGAACAAAACAAAUGCAGUUUUUUACUAUUGUGAAGUGCCCUGCAAAUAUUGCAGAUUGUUGACCAGAGUAGCUGACACAAUUACUGUUUAGUACUAUUUGUCAGCAUUUUUGUUAAAUCUGGAAGAAAAAAAAAAAAAAAACGUUUGUGUUUUGUGUCCCUUCUGUUGUACAAAGUUGACUAUAUUUUUCAUUGGAACCGUAAGUAUGGUUACCACAUGGUUAAAUUUGUUCAUGUGACAGUGAAUUUGCUGCCUUCGUAAGCAAGCAUCAUCUAGAUUUCAUAAUUCUCUAUCAGUUAAACAAAACAGAUGUGUAAUAUUUUAUUGUUAAUAUUGCAUUUCAGCUGUGUGCAAAGAACCUGAUUUAUGAGGUAAUGAAUCAAAUGCUUUUUGUUUGAUGAAAAAAGAAACUGGUUCAAAAUUUUAAGGUUUUAAAUUGAUCAGUAAAGGGGAAAUUACUGAAAUCAUUUCAAGUUUAUUUCAUAGUUAUCUUCUUGCUUUAAAAAAUAUUAUUUUAGUUUUGAUUUGGUUUUAAUUUAAACAUAUGUGUCACUUUUUAAACAAAAUUUUGAAUAAUGGUCCUAAUUAAUUGGCCAUAAAUAUUAUAAAAGUAAAUUGAGGGGAAAGCGCAAAGUUUUCUUAAAUUUAUAGUUUUUGCCAAUUGUAUGUAUGUAGCAAUAAUCCUGACUAAUGCUGGGUGAAUUUUUUGAAUUACUAUAAAUUUAUGUGGUGGCAUUUAUCUCUUUUUAAAAUUAUUAUAAAUUUUGAUCUUUUUAAUAAUCGUACUUCAUUUACUAACUUUAAACUUGUGCUUUAUGUAUACAUUUACUUGUAUAAGUAGUUAAUAAAUUGUCAUUAAUUUCUUUAUUCUACUUUUAACUAUCUAGACAGGCUGAAGUCCAGUAUUGCUUGAUUUUUAUUAAGCUUAUAUUUGUUUUUAUUUCCAUGGGAAUAGCUAAGUAUUUCUCAAGAUUUUUUUUUUUUUUUUUGAAAGUAUGUAUAAUUUUCUUAAAACAAAACCACUUGCAGUGUAGUCAUAUACUGGUUAUCAAAACAGUGAGUACAAAAAGUUACUAAAAAAUUAUAUUUAAAUUUCUAAAAAAAUAUCAGUAAUUGUUAUGUAAUAAUUAAAAGCAUGUUUUAUAUUCAUUUGUGAAAGUGUUAUGAAUAUUAAGUAAUACAUAGUUUUAGUUAUAAUUAAGUUAUCAUUUCUGUUAAAUCUGGAAGAAAAAUGAUCCAGUUUAUCAUACCUUAUCAAGUUCGAAGGUUAGUUCUAGACAUAUACAAAUAAUGGUACUUUUAAAAAGUACUUUUUAUUAAAUUAUUAUAUGAAUUAGCAAUAAAAUAAUUUUAAUAGAAUUGUAAUAAUAAAUAUAAUUUUGAAUGCAUGCAUUCAUUAUACUGCUAUAAAAAUUUUUCAAAAAUUAAAAGUGCCUGAAACUGCUAAAAACAAGAACAUAUUGAAAGAAAGUAUUGCCUAUAUCCAUUUUAGUACAGUACAAUAGAGCAAAAAUUUCAUAAAAAUUGAUGAUCUUUAAAUUUUUGUAUUAUUUUGUAGGUUUGCAAGUGAAAUUGAAUAUGUGAAGCACGCAUUUUUAAUGUAUAUUGAUUUUAGUUUCUACUGUUUAUAUUUUAAUAUUGGACACAUAACAUCAAUAUCAAAAUAUUUGUUUAGAACUUAAAGAAAUACAUAAACACAUGUACAAAUUUAUUUCUCAACACAUUCUACGCUUAUUUAAAUCAAGAUGGGGGAAAUAAAAGCUUUCUGAUGCAUUAAAGCUAACUUAAUUUUAAUAACUAAAAACAAGACCUGUUUCCGAGAUUUAUUUUUUUCUUUAGCCAAGUGGUUCAAUCGCUGAAUAGUCCGACUUUCCUUUUUGUAGUAUUCAAGUAACCUUACUUUCUCUCAGCUUUUUGAUGGGAAUGAAAAUGUAGGAGAGAAAUUUAAGAUCAAUUAUUCAAAACUGCAUUAAUACGUUCGCUGCCAAUUAUGAGUUAUCUGGUAGGUUGAAGUUUGUGUUUAGGCGCCAACUACAAAUGUUUUCAUAGAAACUACGAAUGAAUUCAUAGAACAUUUUUGUUUUAACUAUGCCGCAUACGAUGAAACUCGUAGUAUUUUCAUGUUCUUUAAAGGUCUGGCUUUAAUCUGGCUUUGGGGAUUAGGAAAAACAACAAUUGGGUACAAUUCAAGAGAUUUAUUAUAAUUAAUACAAGUAUAAUAUAAGUAAUUAUAAUGGAAAUAACAUACGAACUGUAAAAAAUAAUUAAGCAUUUUAUAAUAAUCUUUGUUAUAAGCAACUGCCAACUACGAGUAUACUUGUAGUUGGCGUUGUCAUAAAACAUUUUAUCACAAAACCCAACUAUGAUAUAUCUCAUAUAACUAAUAACGCAAUUAAAAUUAUCUAAAUUCAAUAUUCCUGUAAAUACAUGGUUUGUACUGUUAUUUUACAAAAUUAAAAUUUGUUGGCAUGGUGGAACUAUUUUUGAAAAUGUCGCUCGGCAGCAAACGUGUUAACUCUAGAACACAAAAUGGAAUAAAUUUAGUGUGUGAAUUUUUGUUAUCUAUCUUAAUUCUUGUUAUCUUAUUCUACCUGUUGCACAUUAAAAACAAUUGUAGUAAUCUUUCUUUCUUUCUUUUUUUUUUUUUUUUAAAUGUUUAGCAAAAAAUGUUUUUGAAAGAAAAGUAAAUUGUACUUGUAAUAAUAAAUAAUACUAAAAAUAAAAGUUUUGCUUGAUUAAUUAAUUGAUUUGCUUGAACCAAAAUUAAAAUUUUUUGACUUUACAGAAAAAUGAUUAUUAGAAUUAAUUUAUUUAGUUCUACAAUAAAACAUUUCUUAAAAUUUUAUAUAAUUUGCUAUAUAUAGUUCAUUCACUCAGUUUAUAAGAAGCUGCUAUUUAAUUUAUCAUCUGAUAUUCUAAAUAUAUUGAUGUUGUUUACUUUCUAUCAAUGCUGAUAUAGUUCUUAUUACAUUUAUUAUAGCUAUAAGAUAAAACUGCAGACUGUUUGCAGUAUUUUUGUACUUAAUAAGAUUAUGUGAUUGUAUAAAGUAUGAGAAGUAUUUUUACUUGUAAUGAGCUUCAUGAAGGAAAUUGUUUCAAUCAGUAUCUCAUUUAAAAACUAAUGAAUAUUAUUCAUGCAGUUCUCAAGUUAUUUUUUAAUCAUUACUCCAUGUUUGUCCAACUUUCAGAUGGAUUUUAAUAUGUUUAUGUUUAUUAUAUACUUUUCCCUCUAAUUUUACUAAGCAAUGCAUAUUGCAUUUUGGCAGAUUUGAUCAACUGAUGUAAAUCUAACAAUUUAGCAUGCAGCAUACACUGCUUAUAACAUCACUCAAAAUUUGUACGUUGUCAAGUCAGUUUUACAGUGUAAACUGAUUUUACAUAGUUAUUCGUACUUAUAUUUUCAAAUUUGCUUUAUUAUUACCCAGUGUUUCAUUUUUAUAAGUUUUACCAAUUAAUGCUUUUCAGUUCAUUAAAAUAUUCAGUUGUUUAUAAAUUGUAUUAAAUUUUACUCAGCAGUUUUUACUAAAGGUUAUCAGUUUUCAUUAACAAAUAUAUUUUGAAUAAGUAAGACUUUCUGUUUAGUUGAUUUCUGUUGCUAUGUAAGUUCCAUUACAUUUUUUUUUUUUUUUUUUUUUUUUCAUUCUUAGAAGUUGUUAUUAACAGGAUGAAAUGUUUUCUAAUUAUGUAAGUAAGCAGACUUUUUGUAUACUUAGAAGCAGUAGAUAAAUUUCCAUUACACAGUCAUCAUAGUUCUUUAAAUUGUUUUGCUACUUUCAAACAGUUGUGUUUUGUAGUUAAUUAUUCUUCUCAGUGCUUUUUUAAAAUAUGUAACAAAAAUUAGAAUUUACUCUUUCUGUGCCUUAUAUUAAAUUAUAUGUGAGAAAUAUGUUAAAGAAUUGUGGAUAAAACAUGCAGAAUAGCUUUCAAAUUCACUCUUUUAAAUAAUGAUAUUAAUGUAGCAAAUAACGUUGCAAUUAAUAGUGUAAUAAAAAAAAUGCUAUUCGGAGUAUUUUAACUGAUUGAACAGUAUAUAACUGAUUUUUUUCUUCUAAUUUUGCAAGCAAGAUUAUUCAUUAUGGAUAAAAAUUACAUUCCUUCUCCAGAAAUAUACCAAAUUUGGCAAGAAUAAAUUUAAAUACAAAUGUGGGAAAGCUGAUCGUUUUUAAAUUUUUCCUGAUAUCAGUUUAUUUUUUUAGAAUUUUUUGUAUGGUGUCUUUCGUGUUUCCAUUACUGUUUAAAAUUAAUAAAAUUAUGUUGAAUGGCAUAUGGGUAUAAAGGAGAAACACCUUCCAAGGUUUUAGAAAUUUUAUCACCAAUAUUUUCUUAAAAAGCAUUCUUCAUAAAAAUCUUUCAGGGUGCAGCACAUUUUAAUUUUCAUAAUGUAGUUUUUCAAAAAAAAAAAUGCACUUCAAAUAGUUUAAUAAGUACUUUGUAAGAUGUUUAGUUCAUAUAGUGUUACUAAUAAUAAACAUGUCUGCUAAAAUUAUUGUAAACUUAACAUUACCCAGCAUUAUUGAUUGAUAUUUUCUUAUUAUUGAAAAAAAAUUUAUUUUGGAAUGCAUUUCUUUAUUUUCAGAAAAUUAUAAUCUUUAACAUUAUGCUGCACAAAUUCUUCUGUAAUAUACCCAAGUACCUGAGGUUAAGUAAUGCAAAUUGGAAUUUUGUUUCUUUGAAUGUUUAUUUUUUGAUUAAAUUUUAUAAAAUAUAAAUAAAAUAAAUUUUAAUGGAAAAUGUUAAAACUAUGUAAUGAAGCUUUAUAUCAAAAAUAUUCUGAAUAUUUUAUUUGUAAUUUUUAUGAAUAUUAAUUUAUUAUUAGUAUAAAAAACUGUCUUUUUUUGUUGGCUGAAAUUGAAAUUACGUAGGUAUGAGUUGUUUUGUAUCAGCCAUGUAAAUUUUUGUUUGUAAAAAUUUUCUUAAAAGCAGAUUUUGUGUAUAUUUUAUGAUUAAAAGGGGGAAGUUAUUAAAUUAUAAAAAAUAAAUGUCUUCUUUCACCAAAUUUCAUGUCGAAAUAUGCUGUUUUUAGUUUUAAAAAAAAAUGUAGUGAAGUACACUUGUGUAUGUGUAUAUAAAUUAUAACCAUAAUGCAAUAUAUAUAUAUAUUGCAUUAUGGUUAUAUAUAUAUAUUGCAUUAUGGUUAAACUGAAAUAUAGUUAUUCUUAUAAUUCCUCAUAGAAUAGUAUGGCAAAAUUUAGUUGUAUGGUUUUUAUCUAUACAAUAAUUGCCUAUGAAUAAAAUUAAAUUUUCGUAGUUAUAUUGCAAAAUCUUUGGUCAGAUGCUGAUAUUAAGAUAUUGUAUAAAUUAAGUCUUAUAAAUAGCUUCUUAGAAAUAAGAAUAUCUUACUUUUUAAUUUUAUUUCAAAUUCUGCAGCUCAAUGCGUAAAAUUCUUGACCUCACAGGUCCUUUUAAGUUUAGUUAGUAUGCCUUUCUUACAUUAACAAAUCUAAAGGUUUAUAUGCAUAAUACUUUAAUAAUUUUGUAAUUAUUUUCACAUCUCAGUGUAAGUGUAUGAGCACUAUAUUUUUUUAAAUCAUGGAAAGUGAUGAAUCAUCACUCAUUUUUAACUAAUCACUAAUUUAUGCUGAUUUUUAAAAGUUAAAUUUUAUUUAAAGAGAAAGUAAUUUACCGCAAAAAAAAAAAAAAAAAAAAAAAAUGUUUAUUUCUAAUGGUUAAAACCAUCUAAAAGAUAAAUUAACUGAUAUUUCAUGUUCCGGGAAUUUGUAAAACCUUGAUUCAUUACUAAAUAUGAAACUUCAUAUACUCUGAUUAGUAAGACUUUUAAAUUUAUAAUUAUACAGAGUUGAAAGCAAUUAUCAUAUUUCAGAAGCAAUAAAAUUCUAUUUUUCAAUGAAGUAUUUUUAAAUAUAUAUUCUCAAAUAUACUUAGUAAUACAUUAUGUUUCAAUAUUUAGUUUAAUAUAACAGCAGUCAAAUCUGAAAUAAUAAAAUUUUUAUAGUUAAAAUAAAAAUCAUGUAUAUUGUAUAAAUAUUAAGUUAAAUGUAUAUUUAACAAAUCCUUUGGGAUAAACUGCAAAAUUUGCUAAAGUAAUUUUAGUUCAUUAAGAAACAAUAAAAUAAAUAUACAAAUGUGCAAUAAAUAAUAAGGUUUAUAUAUUUUUCUUAAUAUGAAGAUCUCAGUAAAGUAAAUAAAUGAAGGGUAUGUAAAGUACAGUGAUGAAUUAAACUGUAAAAAAAUAUUUUAUGUAAUAAACUACUAUUUGGAAAAAUACGUGUUAUUAAAAUAUUUGUUUCAAAGAUUUCACUUAAAUUUCUUGAAAAAAUUAAAACUUUUGAAGAACAUUAAAUAAUUUAUACUCUAUUUCAAAUUUCAUACAGAAUUUUUUAUUGAUUCUAGGCCAAGAACAGCAUCUGUGAAAAUGACUUCCACUCUUUUGUUAACGUAGACCCCAUUCUGGCUUUUUUAAAUUAGCUUUGCUACUACAUUAUUUUAAGCAAUUAUUACUAAAUUCACUUCUUUUGAAAUUAGAAAAAUUUGAAAAUUCUGGAGUUUGUUAAAAAGCUUUGUUAAAAAGCAUUCCACAGUUUAGUAAAUAUUUUGUAUGGAUAUAAGUUUUCUGGAGAAAAAGGGGGGAUAUUAAAUCAUAGUUUGAGUGAUUGAAAUAUUUGAUUAAUAAUAUAAGCAUAUUGCAUUUUAAUAACAAUUAUUCGUUAAAAUAUACAAUGUAAAAAAUUAAGCACCCUCUUACAGUUAUAAAGUAUCAGAAGAAACUUUCUUGCAGAAUUUUAGAAAAUACCAUCGUAAAGUUGUCUUGCUUCUUGCAGUCUGAUCAGAUAUCAUAUUCUGCAUUGUUUCAUAUGUUGAUCAAUGCAGAAUAUAAAUGUUCAUAUGUUGACCAAUGCUGAAACAAUAUUGUUUCAUGUUAUGAUAAAAACUGUAUAAAAAUCUCACUUCAUAUUAAAGUAUAUUUCAAACAUAAAAUAUGAAAUCCCAUGUAGGAAAAAGUGAAAUUUUACUACAAUUUUACUAAACAAACUUUAUAAACUGUUGACUUUAAAUAUUGUUAAUGUUAAUCAAUUGUAGACAAACAGUUAUUUUAAAUGAAAUGACACUGCUUAGAGAUCUCACUCAUAAAAUGCAUUUCACUUUAGGAAAAUAUAUAUAUAUAUAUGAUAGAUGUGUUUUCAUUUGUGAAAAAUGUAAGCAGAGAAUCCCUCAAGUCCAAGAAGUAUUGUAAAGCAAUUUUUUUUUUUUUUUUUGGUUGUUGUUGUUAUUUUAAUUUUCUUUUAAUGCAUUUAAGUAUGAAAGUUUUAUAAUAAUUUUUGUUAUUGUUAGUUCUUUAGAAAACCUUUUUUGGGGUGUGUGUCUCUCUGUGUGUAUGUAUGUGCGUGAGCUUAUUAUUCAUGUUAAAAUGCUUUGAAAAAUUAUUUUAUUUAGUUGACCCUUUUUAAUUUAUAUAAAUAUAUAUAUAUAUAUAUAUGUACUUUAUAAUAUAGUAUAUAUAAAUAUAUAAUUUAUAUAAAUAUAUAUAUAUAUACUUUAUAAUAUAGUAUAUAUAUACACAUAUAUGAUGUAUAUGAAACAUAUAUUCACAAAGAAACGUUUGAAUUUAUCAUAUCAAAAUAAUCAAGGAAAACAUUUUUUAAUCAUUUUUGGUAAGUAAAUGUUGCAUAUUAUAUUCAUAUAAUUUGUUUAAUGUAUAUUGAAGUCUUUUACAUAAAGACUAAUUGCUUUUUUUCACAGUGUAUUUAUGAGUUCAUUUAACUGUUCAGUUUAAUUUAUAUAAAGUGUAGCAGAAGGCUUUCAUGAUUACAGAAUCCUUAAAUACUUUCUGUGUUAAAAAUUCAUUAUUUAUGAUAAAAAAAUACACUUGAAAAAUUAUAUUGUAGUUUAUUUUCAUAUUAAUUUUAUUACUGAAAUAGUUAUUUUUGUAACUGACUUCAGUAUAGAGACUUGUUCCAGAAAAUAUCUCUCAGUUUAAUAAACACAUUAAGACAGUGAUUCCCAACACAUUUGUAUUGCCACUCCCAUGUUUUCUAGAACUCUCAUUAAGGGGGAAGUAAUCAUCUAAUAAUCUUGGAGAGAAUAAGUUUUGGAAAAUCUUUUAUUUAAUUAAUAACAUGAAAGCCAUUAUUUUUAAAAAGACAUUUCUGUAAAAUAAUAUGCUGUCUGUUGAACAUUAAUGACAUGGGUUAAUUUGAUCAAAUAAUAUCACUUGUCUAAUAUCUGAUUUAAAAAUAUGAAAUAAUAAACUUAACAUCCUAAAGUAAGAUUCAUUUCACUUUGCAUAUCUAAUAGACUGGUAUAAUAAAGAUGCAAACCAGAAUUGCGAUGUAGCUAAUUGGCAUGGCUGAAAUGAUCAUCCACAUACAAAUUAUUUGUUUUCUGAGCACUCUGAUAUUAAUAUACCCACUUCUCCCUAUAUUCAAGAAUGACCUGUGGCUGUUACACAUUUAUAUGUUGCAUAUCCCUCUUAGAUGUACUUUGUAUGCAAAAAAUUGUUAUACUGAUUUCACCAAUAAAUGUUUAUUUUUAUCUGAAUAUGCUGUUUAACAUCUUUGAUAUAAUCCUAAACUAUUAAUAUGUUCACCUGUGGUUAUCCUAUAAUAGUGUAAACAUUAGGCAUGUUUAAUAUUGUGUUAAUUUGUGUUGUAUAACAUGUAAAUUUUCUUAAUUAGUCGUAAUAUUGUACAUAUCUCUUCUCCUUAAGCACCCAUUGUCCUCUGGGGGUGGUACUGUAUAUUUUGGGAAUCACUGUGCUUUCAGUUUAGAUUGCAUUAUGUGGAAUAACACAAGUCAUACAAGGUUUGAGAAUCACUAAUUCAGGUGGUUAAAAUGCAGAGCUCAUCAUUGUUUGUCAUAUGUUACGUCUUCCUUCAAAUAUUCACUUGAGGUCCGAAGUUUGAGAAUACUGUUAUACAAAUUAAGUAUGAGGAAUCACAAGGGUCAACUGUAUAUAUUUUAUUUUGGAGAAAUGAUAUAUUGUAAUUAAUGCAAAUUUAUAUAUAUAUAUAUAUAUAUAUAUAUAUAUCCCUUUAUGCAUUUGUUUUGAGCAUCAAAAAUACCUUUAGAGAAAUUGUAGGUAAUGUCAUCUAAAAAAAAACAAAACUUUCAUGUUUGAAGACUAAAAUUUUCUCAUUUUUUGUAAAUAUUUGUGUAAUUUUAUAUUAAAAUAUUUUAUAUGCUAUGUACUUCUUUUUAUAUUUACAUGUUAUACUAGUCCAAAGAAAAGUUUUCAGUUUCAAAGAAUGCUUUUAUUUUAAAAAUACGUGAGAUUUUUUAUAAUGUUAUUAAUCAUCCUUUUGUUUUCAAUUUAUGUGUUUAACAUACUUUAGUCAGAAGCAUAAAUGAACCUGUCAUAUUUAAGAAAAUAGGUAAAUAAACACCUUAAAUAAUUUUAA